Morone saxatilis (striped sea-bass) is the source of this 4398-nucleotide messenger RNA. Its product is annotated as sodium/myo-inositol cotransporter-like. Gene Ontology annotation, biological process: myo-inositol transport; transmembrane transport; inositol metabolic process. NCBI's taxonomy places the organism in Eukaryota, Metazoa, Chordata, Actinopteri, Moronidae. The record is from RefSeq and is a predicted model, not a curated record. The transcript is spliced from 5 exons. Gene Ontology annotation, molecular function: D-glucose:sodium symporter activity. Gene Ontology annotation, cellular component: plasma membrane. The coding region runs from base 416 to 2605 and encodes 729 amino acids.
GGAACUCAGAACAGACUGUCGCCCAACUUUCCACUACUGAGGCGAGCUGGGGGGCACCGCGGAAGACAGCAGCCGUCCAGCAGGAUCCAGAUGACCAUUUUCCUUUGACACUCCCUCAGUCAAAACAUAGCGACAAUGUGCCGCUAUUUUGUAAGCUGUCAAACCACAACCUGCAUUGAUUACCAAAGCUGAGGUAAACUAGAAAAUAUCAAAAAAGACUACUUAGAAUAUUUUCUUAAAAUCAGAUGCCAAAGGAACAAGGAACAUUUAUCUCGGACAUCCCCUUUAUAACUGAUGGACUUAAAUUAGUGGAAAUUUCAGUGUUGCAAGUGUCUCCACACUUGCAUUUCAUAUCUAAGGACAUAACUAAAUAUAAAGUGCAAAGCUAUUGCACUUGCAACAUAAGUGCUCAAAUAUGGCCACCACAGCCAACAUGGAAGUGGCAGACAUCAUCAUUGUAGCAAUCUACUUCAUCCUGGUGCUAUUGAUUGGCUUCCUUGCCAUGUGGAAAGCCAGUCAGAGCACAGUGAGUGGCUACUUCCUCGCUGGUCGCUCCAUGAACUGGGCGGCUGUAGGGGCAUCUCUGUUCGUCAGCAACAUAGGAAGUGAGCAUUUCAUUGGACUAGCUGGAUCAGGUGCUGCUAGCGGGUUCAGCGUGGCUGCAUGGGAAUUAAAUGCUUUAUUACUGCUCCAGUUGUUAGGCUGGGUGUUUAUCCCUGUGUAUAUUCAGGCCGGUGUCUACACCAUGCCGGAGUACCUGUCCAAGCGGUUCGGCGGGAGGCGACUAAAGGUGUAUUUUGCUGCAUUAUCUCUUAUUCUGUAUAUCUUCACCAAGUUGUCCGUGGACCUCUAUGCCGGAGCCUUGUUCAUUAAGGAAUCCUUAGGAUGGAACCUCUAUCUGUCAAUCAUCAUCCUCAUUGCUAUGACAGCUUUGCUGACAGUCACAGGAGGUCUGGUCGCUGUCAUCUACACAGAUACGGUCCAAGCAUUCCUCAUGAUCGCCGGGGCACUCUGCCUUACAGGCAUCAGCCUCUUCAAAGUGGGAGGACUUGAAGGUAUGAAGACAAAGUACAUGCAGGCUACUCCAAACAUCACUGCUAUCUUGCUGUCUUCAUCCAACCUGACGUUUUCUGAAUCCUGCUUCCACCACCUAAACCCAAAGCAAGAUGCCCUGAAGAUCCUUCGAGGACCAAGGGAUCCAGACCUGCCUUGGCCCGGUUUCUUACUGGGCCAGACUCCUGCCUCUAUUUGGUACUGGUGUGCAGAUCAAGUGAUUGUACAGCGGGUUCUGGCAGCGAAAAACAUUGCCCAUGCCAAAGGUUCUACUAUCAUGGCUGGCUUUCUGAAAAUACUCCCAAUGUUCAUCAUUGUCAUUCCAGGCAUGAUUUCCAGGAUCCUCUUUGCUGAUGAGUUGGUAUGUAUCAGCCCAGAGCAUUGCAUGGAAGUGUGCGGUUCUGCAGCUGGCUGUAGCAACGUGGCUUACCCACGGCUCGUCAUGUCAGUGAUGCCUGUUGGCCUUCGUGGUCUGAUGAUGGCUGUCAUGAUUGCAGCUCUAAUGAGUGAUCUGGACUCAAUCUUCAACUCAGCAAGCACCAUAUUCACAUUGGAUAUUUACAAGAUGCUGCGAAAGCAGGUGUCACCCAGGGAGCUGGUGAUAGUCGGCAAGUUGUUUGUGGUUUUCAUGGUGAUCAUCAGCAUUGCCUGGGUACCGGUCAUUAUCAAGAUGCAAGGAGGCCAGAUGUUCUACUACAUCCAAGAAGUAUCAGAUUACCUGACUCCACCCAUAGCUGCUCUCUUCUUGCUUGGCGUCCUGUGGCGUCGCUGCAACGAAACGGGUGCCUUUUGGGGUGGUAUGGUGGGGUUUGCCCUUGGAGCGUUGCGUCUGGUUUUGGCAUGUGUUUACCGCGAGCCUCACUGCAGCCAGCCUGAUGAGCGGCCAUCUUUCAUCAAAGAUGUUCAUUUCAUGUAUGUGGCAGCUAUCUUGUUUUGGUUGACGGCUUUGGUGACUGUAGUUGUAAGCCUCUGUACUCCUCCACCCAGAAAAGAACAAAUCAGAACCACUACUCUGUGGGGGUUAAACAAGAGAAAGAGGCUAAAACAGCAAGAAAAUGAGAAUGCAGGAGAAGGCAUCAAUGCUUUGAAGCCUCUAAAUCAUGUAAGCCUAAAUGGGAACCAUUUCCUCAGUAAAGAAAAGUGUCAAGACCACCUAAACAAGCAGGCCAAUCAUGAAAAUUCUCAACCAAGCAAUGGUCAUGCUAUCACAGCCAGCGAUAUAGAAACUCACCAUCCAGUUCAGAAUGGUUUCCACUCAUCAAUUUGUGACCCUAUAAAGGUAGAAGAGAGAGGUGUGAGGGAUGUGGAGGAGGAAGAGGAGGGCGGCUUUGGAGGAGGUGGAGUGGAAGGUGGGAGGUGUGUAAAGGUUUUAGAGUGGUUCUGUGGCUUCCAGGAGAAGCCAUCCAAAGCUCAGGUCAUUACAGUCCAGGAACAGGAGAAGAUUGUGGAUGAGCUUCUCCAUGAACCUCCACAUACCAGAAUUAUUUUGAACAUAGGACUGGUGGUGAUUAGUUCUGUCGGGGUCUUUCUCUUCAUCUAUUUCUCCUUAUAGGCUUGGUUAAUUCCAAGCAGUGGGCCACGUUUGUCCUCACCUACAAGGUCUGCAGGUAAGCUGUCCUUCAGUUUUCUCUCAACUUUAAACAUGAGCAUGGUAUUACAGGAAAACUGGUAUUUAUUCUCAUGAGAACUUUUUGUCAGAUUGCAAAUUACCAUGUUUAAAAAGCCAUCUGUGUACACUGUAAAGGGUUCUGUUUGUCAUUUUGGUCCUGUUUUUUUUCCUGCAAAAUUAGAUUUUUGGGUAGAGAUAUGCUCAGGAUUGAGUUCAGGAGCCACUUUUUAGAAAGAGGUUGUUUUUUUUGUUUUUUGUUUUUUUUAACAGAAGUGAGUACUUUGUUGUAUAUUCUAAAAUAUAUUUUCUACACUGUAUGGUGAUAACUGUGAAGCAGGCUUCAGUGUGCUUCAAACAAACUUGUUCGUAGAAAGUGUGGAAUAUGUCUGAAAGCAAAAGUGUCGAAGAAAUGAUCACACUCAAAGGCAGGCUGAGAGUGUGUGUGCUUGCUAUCAUGAAGAGGGGUGAGACAGUUAAUUUUAUAAAUAAUUCUGCAAUGUAGGGCAAUAAUGACACCUGACUGGAAAAUUGGCAUCAUCAGCUGUUUAUCAAAAAAUUAUAUAUAUAUAUACAGUAGAAGUGCCACCUUUCAACAUUUAGUUUCAUUUUCGAUGUUGGUAAUUGAUCUCUGAGACUUUUCUUUUUAUGGAUUUGGACUCCGCAACUAGCCUAGCUAGGAAGACUCAAUACUAGUAGCCACCGCUAUUGUGAUUCAACAAAAAAUAGAGGAAAUAGUGCCAGGUCAGGAGGUAACAUGUUUUUACUUGACAAAAUGUUCAAACAUUUUUUCAUUUGGUGAUAAUAAUUUCCUUAAAUUCCUAAAAAAAAAGAUUUUUUUGUUAAAGUCAUAGGGAUCACCUGGAGAGGGGCUAAAGAGCCUAUCCCUGUUUAAGGUCUAAUUCUUUAAUGGUCAUUUGACUGUGACAUUAUGUUCUUUUGUUGAGUACAGCUAGGAUAACAAAUUCUUGAGUUAACGUGAUUGUCCUGAAGAAGUUUUCAUGAUAUGGAAAUUCAUAAUGAUUGUGAAUUUUAUUGAAAUUUACAGUGAAUAUGCCUUUUCAUUUUCCUGGAAAUGUAUAAAUGAUUCUAUUAUAUUUAGCUUAUAUUCUGUCUUUUAUAUUGGAAAGUGUAGUAAUUUUCAACAGUUAGGGAGUAACACCUUGUUAUUAUAACACAUGCACAUGAUACAUAUGUGCUAGUGUUAAAACAAACUGUUAUAACAAAUGCUAUAACACAUGUUCUAAGCAUACAAGGAUGUCUUGGGAAAAUUAGCAUUUAAUGUGUUUCUUGUGCCUUGUAAUGUGUUUUUUUAUGGUCUCUUUAUGGUGUUCUUGUGUAAUUUGUAAUUUGUAAUUUGUAAGAAUUGAUGUUAAGCCUAAAUUCAGAUGUGGAGGGGAGGACUCUGAAUGAGUUCCUCACACUUUCCUCCUCUCCUAGAUGGGUCCAGUGAAAAUAAUUGCCUUAUUGUAAUCUUUUAACACUGUCCAGAUAAACUGAAUAUAAAUUUAGAACCUGUUCUAUGCACGAGAAACUGAUUAAGUCAAGGCAAAUAACUUGAUAUUUCUCAAUGUGGCUAUUGUAAGGAUUUUCUCAGGAAAAGGCAGUUUUCCUCCCUCAUCUGACUGUAGGGAGUUCUUGCACCAUUGUUUUACACCAUUUUUUUACACAAUAAAAAUAGUUCAAUAUCUUGGUCAAAUUAAGUUUCAUUGGCUGUAAAAAGCUUGUACAGGGUCAUC